Messenger RNA from Penicillium waksmanii, 1299 nucleotides. RefSeq names its product transcriptional regulator SPT3. Bases 1 to 1299 code for a protein of 432 amino acids. Gene Ontology annotation, cellular component: SAGA complex. Gene Ontology annotation, molecular function: transcription coregulator activity; protein heterodimerization activity. The record is from RefSeq and is a predicted model, not a curated record. NCBI's taxonomy places the organism in Eukaryota, Fungi, Ascomycota, Eurotiomycetes, Eurotiales, Aspergillaceae. Gene Ontology annotation, biological process: transcription by RNA polymerase II. The transcript has 4 exons.
AUGGCUGAUGACGGCCAACCUCCCGUCACCCAGAUUACGCCAGAAGAGCAGGAACUGGCGAGCUCCGGUGAACUCCAGAACCUCUCCACGAGCAUGUUCUUCGAAGACCUCUUGCCACUCAAUUUGGGCAGAUUUGGGCAGCUUGGCUCCUUCGCUGACACUUCCCCACAAGAUUGGAAGUCCGAUGUGGAUCAAAAGCCCAAACUGGGGCCGCAUUGGACAUCCCAUUAUGGGAGGAACCUCUUUUUGGCGGCCGCCAGCCCGGACCCGAAUACUUCGGGGUUCUCUAUGAACCCUGGCGUGCCAGGCGAUGUCGAUACUCCGUCAACCGACAUUAAAGAAGAAGAGACCGAGGAGGACAAGAAACACUCCCAAAAGACCUUGGCUGACCUUCUCCCCCAGAUGAUGUUCGUGUCUGGCGAGACCGCAGAACCAUCCAUCGACACCACCACCCUCAUCGAGGAAAUUACCCGCCAGCAGGUGAUUGAGAUUCUCACACGCAGCACCUCAUUGGCUACUCGCCGGGGUUCACGGUCUAUCUCAACCGAUGACCUUAUCUUCCUCAUUCGACAUGACAAGGCCAAAGUCUCUCGCCUUCGAACUUUCCUUUCCUGGAAGGAUGUUCGCAAGAACGUCAAGGACUCCGAUGACAAGGGAGGUGGCGAUGCCGCCGACUUUGCGGCCGCCGACGAUGCAGCCGGUGCGGUAGCAGGCCCGACAGAUGUAGCCGCGAAGCCUAAGAACAAACGCGCCAAGGUCGGACUUGCUUGGGAUGUUAACAGCCUAUUUUCUGUCCAAAUCCCGGAGCGCGAGGAUGAGGAGGACGAGGAAGAGGAGGAGCAAAACUACGCCACCCUCCAGCGUCUGGCUGCAGCCGAUGAGCGCACCAAGUACAUGACCAAGGAAGAGUAUGUUUUCUGGUCCGAAUGUCGACAGGCCUCAUUCACCUACCGCAAGAGCAAACGUUUCCGCGAAUGGGCAGGCUUCGGAAUCGUAACCGAAUCCAAGCCAAACGAUGACAUCGUCGAUAUCCUGGGCUUCCUGACCUUUGAGAUCGUCCAGACCCUCACCGAGGAAGCACUCAAGGUCAAGGUGCGCGAAGACCAUGAGAAGAAUCGCGGCGGCGGCGACAAUGGCGACAAUGCCAAGAAGCGCAAGCGCGAGACUGGUCGUACCCCCAUUGAGCCACGCCAUGUCCGUGAGGCCUAUCGCAAGCUGCAGGCUACCCCACAGAAGAACAUCGCGAUGCUCCUUCACGAAGCCCGGGUUCCUGCUCGAAUGCCCCUUCAACUGAUCUGA